AUGUCUUCUUCGGGCGAUAGAUCCAAGGAGGACCAGAUCAAAGACCUUCUGGAAGAUAUCGACAUUCACAAAUUCAUUCGCGAUGAUACCCUAGCAACUAUGGGCGACUGUGAGCAAGCGAGGGAGAUCACGGCAACCCUCAGGUCCAAAGAAAUCCAACUCGCAGAGCUCCUUGGAGAUCCUAUUCCCCCUCUCCAAGCUGCUCUCACUCCACCUGUCGUAUCGCCCACCCCGCCCAUGCCUAGCUCUGCUCCUGCGCCUCCGCCUCCGCCUAUGCCCUCUGGUGGAUUUGCCGGAUUUGCCGAUGAGCCCCGUUGGUCUUCCACGGGACCGUCGCCUUUUGCUACUGCCUCACGGCGUCCGGCAAAUAUGCCAGAUGUACCAGCCCUAGCUUCAAUGGAUCAAUCUCGGAAGCGCCCACGCCCGACCUCCGGAUCAUCGCCCCCAGUCCAGGAGUCCGCGAAACGAAGCGCGCCUCCGCACUCUGUAUCUCGCCACUCCAAAAUUCAGGAGAUAGAGGCUCGACAAAAACACGAAAUCGAGGAGAAUAGAGAGCAGUACAGGAAGUUGAUGAACACGGCACUUGACACUGAGGAGCUGAAAGAUCUGGAAAUUGAACUUGAGAGCAUGGAGAAAGACAUCGUUUCCUCGUUCCAACUCGAAAAAGAUGCAGCAAUAGCUCGGGCGCUGCAACACGAGGAGGAUAUUUUGCCGCUCCCUGCAGCAAAUUUCAUACAACGGCCUUCGUGGAAUAUGCCUCAUCGAACCCAGCCGAUUAAGUCCGAACCUGGCUUGAACCGCAUCGGUGCCCGUCCGCCAUAUGUUCCGCUACUCUCAUCCAGCCAGCGCAAUUCGAGUUCUGAUGACGGAUUCGAAGAGAUCACAGCCGAUUCGUUCAACUCUCGCACUGGUAAACAGCCAGUCUUUGGCAACCCCUAUGCACCAUCUUCUUCAUUAUAUGUCAAACCAGGCUACCCCUCUUCAUCACAAUGGCCCGACUACUCCUCACCAAGCGCCAGACCUCUCCCUUGGAAGUCACCCUACAUGACCUCUGCGCGAGAGGCUAUGAAUUGGCCAAGCGCCGUAGGGUCCAUGCCAGGGUCGUAUCCAGGGAUGCAUAACUCAUAUGACAAGUUUGAUCAGGUCUUCGACGUGGUUCGUGAUCAGCAACAGCUUUUCGAGGAUGACGUUGACAUCGAGGCCUACAACGAAAGAGAAUUUCCCGACGAUAUCAAAAACCUACUCGACGGCAUCAAAGACAUUCGUGAGGCGACCAAAGCCGAUAACGCGGGAUCUCCUGAUGCGCUGCGUGUCACCUUGAUGAAGCAUCAGAAAGUCGGCUUCAACUGGAUGAAAGCCAAGGAAGAGAGUAGCCAUAAAGGAGGUAUUCUCGCAGACGACAUGGGUCUCGGGAAAACCGUUCAGGCAAUCGCGCUUAUGGUCGCCCGUCCUUACGAACAUGAAGAACGACGUCCCAACUUAAUCAUCGCACCCAAAGCUCUCAUGGAGCAAUGGAAAUUAGAAAUCGAGCGACACGUUAAGCCUGGAAAGCACAAACUGGCUGUCCUGAUUUACCACCAAAGGCGCAGGCCCUGGAGAGAGCUGAAGAAGUACGAUGUGGUCAUCACAACUUUCGGUACGCUAACCGCACAUUACAAGACAUUGCUUGACGGGGAGAAGGCGCAAGAAGAGGGCCGUGAUGUUUCGUUAGUCCAAACAUUGAAAUCCAAUGCAGGCCCUCUCAGUCCCGGGGCCAAGUGGCACCGUGUCAUAGUUGAUGAAGCUCAAAACAUCAAAAAUCCGUCAGCGAAAUCUGCCAUCGCAUGUUGCCGCCUCAACUCUACCUACAGAUGGUGUCUGACUGGUACACCCAUGAUGAACCGCCUCGAAGAUUUCCAAUCCUUGCUGGCGUUCUUGCGUAUCAAACCAUAUAACAAUGCGAAGAAGUUUAAAUCGGACUUUGUGAGUCGUAUCAAGUCUGGUUGGGGUGGAGAAGAUGUCAUGAAGCAACUUCGUGUACUGGUCAAAUCUGUCUGUCUGCGACGUACCAAGACGUCGAAGAUUGAUGGGCAGCUCAUCUUGCAACUUCCACCGAAGGUCAUUGAAAAGGUCCACGUCAUAUUUGAUGAGAGAGAAAGCCAGGUUUAUGGCCAGCUUGACACAAAUACUCAGAGACAAAUCAACCGAUUGCUCGACGCUGGAACAUUAGGCAGAAACUACAGCCACGUCCUGGUACUCCUUCUCCGACUACGACAAGCAUGCUGCCAUCCUCUUCUCACGCAGGAUUUCCGAGCUGAAGCCCCUCCAUCAGACCCAAAUGUCGACAAGAUCGCCAACGCUAAACUUCUGUCUGCUUCGGUGGUCGAACGCAUCAAGUCAAACGAUGAUGAAGAAGAUGAUGGAACCUGUCCCGUUUGUAUGGACAGCGUAGAGAACGCAACAAUUUACAUUCCAUGUGGACAUCAUGUAUGCUCGGAGUGCUGGAUCCGCAUAUCUGACUGCGCCGGCGCCAAUGCCAUCAACCUCGAGGAGGACACUUUCAUCAAGUGUCAGAACUGUCGAGGCCCCGUCGACCCCAAGAAGCUCACGGAUACAAUCUCAUUCAAAAAGGUCCACGACCCAGGUUCAGUGCCAGAGCAAUAA
Messenger RNA from Penicillium salamii, 2643 nucleotides. The record is from the annotation of a GenBank genome assembly. Lineage: Eukaryota; Fungi; Ascomycota; Eurotiomycetes; Eurotiales; Aspergillaceae.